AUGAUCAUCGAUCUAAUAAAGAGUGCUGCAUCAUUCUCACUACCAUCUUUCACUCACGUCUUUCUUUUUACUCUUUCCCAUUUUCCUUUAUUUUCUCUCUUCCAUCUCAUACUUUCUUUUGUUAUUAUCGUCCUUCAUAAAUAUAUUCACCUCCCUUUUUCACGACUCUGUCUCUCUCUUUCUUUCUCACUCUCUAUCACUUUCUUUCUCACUCUCUCUCACUUUCUUUCUCUCUCUCUUUUUCUCUCUCUCUCUUUCUCACUUUCUUUCUCUCUUUUUCUCUCUCUCUCUUUCUCUCUCUCUCUUUCUCUCUCUCUCUCUCUCUUUCUCGUCCUUUUAUGCACACAGGAAUACAAAUUCUCUUCUCUUUUAUACCCCUGCUUCUCAGACAUGUUUUUUUCUAUCACUUACCUCACUCAGUCACUUUGUCAAUUCACACAGUUACCUCGUUAUUUCUUUUCAACAUUAUCAACCUACUCCCUUCCUCCUCCUCUUCAUCUCCCUCUCUUCUACCCUUUUCUGUUUUUACUUUUUCUUAAACUACUCUCUUUCUCUUCCUCUAUCUCUCUCCCUCUAAAUAUUUUCUCUCUUCUACCUUUCCUUGUUUUCUUUUUUCUUGAGGUACUUCAUUCCUCUUUCUCUUUCUCUCAUCGCCUUUUCUUUUCUACCCUUUCCAUUUUCUCCUUUUUUUUCUUUUUCUUAACCUACUCUCUUUCUCUUUCACUCUCUCUUUUUCUUUCUUUUCACCUAGUCUUACUCUACCUCUACUCUAUUUUUCUCUCUUCUACCGUUUCCUCUUUUUGCCUCUCUCUCUCUCUCUCUCUCUAUCUAUCUAUCUAUCUAUCUAUCUAUCUAUCUAUCUAUCUAUCUCUAUCUCUCUCGUCUUCUUUUACACACACAUACAUACAAAAUCUCCCUCUCUCUUUCUCUUCGCUCUUUCUCUCGUCUACCUUUUCCUCUUUUUUAAUUCUCUCUUUCUCUCUCUCUCUCUCUCUCUCUCUCUCUCUCUCUUUCUCUCUGCAAUCGCAACCGAAGUCUCCAUUUUCCUAUCAAUCUACUCCUAUUUCUUUUUCUUCUUUUCUCCUCCUCCAAUUUCUUAUUUUCUCUUUUUUCUUUUCAUUUUGUCUUUAUUUUUACUUCCUUUUGUUUGUUUGUUUUUCUUUUUUUCUUUUCCUGUCCAUCUUUUUCGCUCUUGUUCCUUUAUUUUUAACUUCUUUUUCCUUUUUAUCUUUAUUUAUCCUUUUCUUUAACUCACUUUUUGUUUUUUUAUCCUCUUCUUUCUAUUCUUUUAAUUCUUUUUCUCCCCAUUUGCUAAUAAUAUCAAUGCAUUUCUUCUUCUUCUUCUUCUUCUUCUUCUUCUUCUUCUUCUUCUUCUUCUUCUUCUUCUUCUUCUUCUUCGUGCCAUAA
Messenger RNA from Acanthosepion pharaonis, 1407 nucleotides. Lineage: Eukaryota; Metazoa; Mollusca; Cephalopoda; Sepiida; Sepiidae. The record is from the annotation of a GenBank genome assembly.